AUGUCACUUGCGAACGUUGUGUGUUCUGAAGCUGAGGGUGUGGCGGAUCGCCGCCUGGCGGAGCUAGCUCCGUCAGCGGCCCCAUCCGGCCCCCCACCACCGACAACCCGGCCACUUCCACCGGAUUCUGAGAUGGCUAGUUCCUUGGACGCAGCACCUUCGCCUGCGAGUGCUACGUCUUCCGCUGGCGGCUUGCCGCCGACGCCGACCUCUUCUACUGAUUCUUCUGGGCGAUGUGGCAUCGAUUCAGGAAUCGAUGCCGCCGCCCUUAGGCGGUUAGAUAGGGCACAUGGCGCGUCAGGGCCCCCUUCACGUGGGACCAGCCCGCGCGCGCCGAGGCAAAGACAGGCUUCACCUUCCCCUCGUCCCUCGUCCGCACUCGACAUGCCGGACAUUUCCGACGCUGUCAACGUGUCCGAGCAUUCGGACUUCGACUCGCUCGACGGCCACAUGGACGACAGCGACAUCGCGGAGGGCCUGGAGGAACACCUCACCGCUCUCCGUGACGCUGCAGAGGAGGAGGGCCUGCAGGUCGACCCUGUUCGGCUUCAGACCGCCCUCUUCCCGAACAUGGCUGCCGCGACCGCCGACAGCGAUGCCGGGUGCGGGAUGGAGUUCGAUGACGACCAUCGGCGCCCGGUCGCUGCGCGCCGGAAGAGGCAGUUAGCCUCCUCAUCCGACUCUGAGGCCCCUCCGCCCGCUGACCGCGGCCUACCCACGAAGAAAAUGGCCAUUGUUGAUGCGGAGGGCUUCCAGGUGCCGCGCAAAACGGCACCUCGUCGCCGGUUCACCACGUCCUUGGCGGACGUGCCCGUCAGCAACGCGUUCGCGGCUAUUGAUGGUGCCGCUGACUCCCCCCUCACUCCCCCGCCCCCCCGUCAUCAGCCACCCCUCCUGCCCCCCCGCCCAUCUACUUACAACACAAGGGCCCGUUUACCGAGCUUGAAAACAUCCUCAUUGCUCACACGAAAUGCCCCUUCCGCUUGA
Molecule: messenger RNA, 987 nt
Organism: Schistocerca nitens (vagrant locust)
Lineage: Eukaryota; Metazoa; Arthropoda; Insecta; Orthoptera; Acrididae
Product: RNA polymerase sigma factor SigA-like
Exons: 1
Coding region: 1-987 (328 amino acids)
Source: RefSeq, a predicted model, not a curated record